CUCAGAACCCGGCCGUGCUUGCAGCCCGUAACCCGCUGGACGGACGAGGUCACGGGGCCCCCAUUCAGCUGAGAACCCUGAGCCGACGCCCAGGCGCCCACGGGCGCAGUUUGAAAGGCUUUCUUUCCAGGACAGGCGGUGGUGAGCCGGAGUGAUGGGUGAAAAUGCCUCGUGUAAAAGCAGCUCAAGCUGGAAGACAGGGGCCUGCAAAGAGACAUCUUGCGGAACACUUUGCAGCUGGGGAGAUAAUAACUGACAUGUCAAAAAAGGAGUGGAAGCUAGGAUUACCUAUCGGCCAGGGUGGCUUUGGCUGUAUAUAUCUUGCUGAUACAAAUUCUUCAAAACUGGUUGGCAGUGAUGCACCCUGUGUUGCAAAAGUGGAACCCAGUGACAAUGGCCCUCUUUUUACUGAAUUAAAGUUCUACCAGCGAGCUGCUAAGCCAGAGCAAAUUCAGAAAUGGAUUUGUACCCAUAAACUGAAGUACCUUGGUGUUCCUAAGUAUUGGGGAUCUGGACUACAUGAUAAAAAUGGAAAAAGUUACAGGUUUAUGAUAAUAGAUCGCUUUGGGAGUGACCUUCAGAAAAUAUACGAAGCAAAUGCCAAAAGGUUUUCUCGGAAAGCUGUCUUGCAGCUAAGCUUAAGAAUUCUGGAUGUCCUGGAGUACAUCCAUGAGCACGAGUACGUGCAUGGAGAUAUCAAGGCCUCGAAUCUUCUUCUGAGCUACAAGAACCCUGAUCAGGUGUAUUUGGUAGAUUAUGGCCUUGCUUAUCGGUACUGCCCAGAAGGAGUUCAUAGGGAAUAUAAAGAAGAUCCCAAAAGACGCCACGAUGGCACUAUUGAAUUCACCAGCAUUGACGCACACAACGGCGUGGCCCCAUCAAGACGUGGCGAUUUGGAAAUACUUGGUUAUUGCAUGAUCCAGUGGCUUAGUGGCCAUCUUCCUUGGGAAGAUAAUUUGAAGGAUCCAAACUAUGUUCGAGAUUCCAAAAUUAGAUACAGAGACAAUAUUGCAAGUUUGAUGGAAAAAUGUUUUCCUGAGAAAAGCAAGCCAGUUAUUCUUCUAGGUGAAAUUGCUAAAUACAUGGAAGCUGUGAAAUUACUGGAUUAUACUGAGAAGCCUUUUUAUCAGAAGUUCCGCGAUAUUCUUUUGCAAGGACUAAAAGCUGUAGGGAGUAAGGAUGACAGCAAACUGGACCUCAGCAUUGUGGAGAAUGGAAGUUUGAAAGCAAAAGCAGUAGCAAAGAAGAGAAAGAAAGACGUGGAAGAAAGCACAGAAUGUAGUGUUGAAGGUCUGGAAUGCUCACGUUCUCAGGUGGAGGAGGUCCCACAAAAACGUUUAAGAACCAGAAAGAGAAACCAGAAGUAAAUCACCUGCUCAGAACCAACUUUUCUUCCUUUUCAUUUGCCUUUUUCUCCUUUUGUGUUUUGUUUUAUUUUCAUGUGUGUCUUGUGGGGUGGGAAUAAUAAUUAAAACCUUUGUCUUUGAAAAACAAAAUUUUUUUUAUUAAAUGAAUACUUUGUACAAUUCAUAGAGGCUAAUUUAUGAGUUUCAAAAACCUUCAGGUUGUACUUGUUAGCUACCAUACUUGAGUUGUUUUGUUUUGUUUGCUACCAUACAUGAGUUUUGAUGUACAUAUGGAAAAAAUUACUGUGGCAUCCACUUUCCUAAUCAUUGUGCACUUCCCAGAGUGGAUAAAAAUGUUUGACAAAGUCUUCCCUUUUAAGGAAAUGAAAAACUUAAAAUAAAGGCCAUUUUCCCUUGAUGCAGAUGACAA
Molecule: messenger RNA, 1776 nt
Organism: Heterocephalus glaber (naked mole-rat)
Lineage: Eukaryota; Metazoa; Chordata; Mammalia; Rodentia; Bathyergidae
Gene: Vrk1
Product: VRK serine/threonine kinase 1
Biological process (GO): protein phosphorylation
Molecular function (GO): ATP binding; protein kinase activity
Source: RefSeq, a predicted model, not a curated record